Cornus florida is the source of this 1670-nucleotide messenger RNA. RefSeq names its product UDP-galactose/UDP-glucose transporter 2-like. Bases 282 to 1346 code for a protein of 354 amino acids. Gene Ontology annotation, cellular component: endoplasmic reticulum membrane; Golgi membrane. Gene Ontology annotation, molecular function: transmembrane transporter activity. NCBI's taxonomy places the organism in Eukaryota, Viridiplantae, Streptophyta, Magnoliopsida, Cornales, Cornaceae. The record is from RefSeq and is a predicted model, not a curated record. Gene Ontology annotation, biological process: transmembrane transport. The transcript is spliced from 7 exons.
CUUUUGACAAAACAAAAACUGACCUCGAAAACUUCUUUUGACAAAACAAAAACUGACCUCGAAGAAAGCACAAGUCUCUCUCUCUAAAACUCUAUUCUCUCUCUAAACCUGGUGCUUUACAUGUUCGAUCAACGUGAUGAAGCCCAUAUCGUUUCCUUAAUUUACUCUUUCCUCUCUCUCUUAUGCCAACGUGCUAACUUUGAAGCAAUCAAUUUGACACUUUGAAACACAGAGUACACGUUUUUGGUUGAAACAGAGUUGUGUAGAGAGAUAGAGAGAUAAUGAAGACCGAAGAGCAAGCUCGGUCUCUGUUCGGAAUCUCUCUCUCUGAUAGACCUAAAUGGCAUCAAUUCCUCAUCUGCUCUUCUGGGUUCUUCUUUGGUUAUCUCGUCAAUGGCAUCUGUGAGGAAUAUGUGUACAAUAGGCUUAAAUUCAGCUAUGGCUGGUACUUUACAUUUGUUCAAGGGUGGGUUUAUAUUUUCCUGAUUUACUGUCAAGGCUUCACUACCAAGAAAAUGGUGAACCCAUGGAAGACUUAUGUGAAGCUCUCCGCGGUGCUUAUGGGUUCACAUGGACUUACCAAAGGGUCGUUGGCUUUUCUUAAUUACCCGGCACAGCUCAUGUUUAAAUCCACCAAGGUUCUUCCUGUGAUGAUAAUGGGUGCCUUCAUACCUGGUUUGAGACGGAAAUACCCACUUCAUGAGUAUGUUUCUGCCAUACUUUUGGUGGUGGGUUUGAUCCUUUUCACUUUAGCAGAUGCACAAACUUCACCAAACUUCAGCUCAAUUGGUGUUAUAAUGGUGUCCGGUGCUCUAGUGAUGGACUCCUUUCUGGGGAACUUGCAAGAAGCAAUCUUUACCAUGAAUCCCGAAACAACACAGAUGGAAAUGCUCUUUUGCUCAACUGUAGUCGGUCUACCUUUCUUGAUUCCGCCCAUGCUUUUCACAGGAGAACUAUUCAGAGCAUGGAAUUCAUGUUCUCAGCAUCUUUAUGUAUAUGGUGUUCUGAUCUUCGAAGCAAUGGCCACCUUUAUCGGUCAAGUCUCUGUCCUUUCCCUCAUUGCAAUUUUUGGUGCUGCCACGACUGCCAUGAUAACAACGGCAAGAAAAGCGGUAACUUUGUUGCUAUCAUACUUGAUAUUUACAAAGCCAUUAACUGAACAGCAUGGGACUGGACUUCUGCUGAUAUCCAUGGGGAUCAUAUUGAAGCUUUUGCCUGAUAACAAAGCCCCCAAAAGACUCCCAAUCUCAUCAUCCAUGGCCAAGAUUGAAAAGCCUUCUUACAGUGAAGAAAAUAGAAAAGCUGAUAAGGGUGAUGAAGAAGAAGAGAGGACGCCUUUGGUCUGAAAAUAAGAAACAAUUUAGUUGAAUCUUCUCAUUUCUUCAUUCGGUUUAUCACCUUAAAUGUUUUUUUUUUUUUUUUCUUUUCUUUUCUUUCUUGAAAAUGGUAUUAGAAUACAAACUACAGGUUAUUUUAUCUUUCAUUUCUUGAUAGGCAUAGGAUUUAGAAGUUGGAUUAUGGUUUUCACAAAAAGAAACUGAUGUUACAAGUUAGGUUCUAAUCAUUGACCGCAUGGUAAUGUGUGGUCCAGAAAUUUAAAUUUCAAAAUGAAGAUCAAAGUAGUCGGUUUUCGGCCACUUUCAGGAAAAAAUUAUUCCACCUUCUUCUAA